UAACAAUAUUCGGUGAGAUGGACAAACGUGAAUGGUCAAGGCCGAUGAUGACCAGGAUAUGAAUCUGGAAUAUAAAUGGACCGGGUUAUUCGUCCAGAGCAUCAUUCUGAUUCUGAUUUCUUGCUACCAUCCAGUCGCCAUGGCAACGAUAAGAUGUCUGAUACUUCUCUGCUCUCUGCUGGUUGGCGUGAAUUUCAGUUUCGUAAAUUCUCUUGGAUAUUCGUCUGAAGGCCAAGAACAGGAUCUGGGGCAGAGCCAGGGACGAGGUCAAAUUCAACGUCAGGAUCAAAGUAUUGGUAGUUUCGGAGGUGGUCGUGAGGGUGGCUUCGGGCAACCAGAAGGUUUCAGUGCUGGCUCGGGCGUGUCCCGACCUGGUGUUGAAGGAAAAAGUUAUGGAGGAUCGCAGUAUGGUGGACAGCCAGGAGUCGAAGACGCACGUCAGUACAACUUCCGGAUCUACACGGAGCCUGAAUAUUAUGGUUACGAGUCCAAAUUUCCUGGAGGAAAAGCCAUGUUCAAAUCCUAUCGUUCAGCAGAGUCUCGUUUGGGUCGCCACGGACAGCAGAGUCAGUACGACGACGACAGGGCUCGAAGUGGCAAAUCUUACGACAAUUUUGGACCAUCCGAGGGCCAACAGCAGCCUCAGUACUAAAAGGGCCCAAAGCUUCGGCAUUGCUUGAUGACUAAAAGACCACGUCUGGUUCUUUAAUGUAGUGUGAUAAUCUAGCGUCUCAGUUUACUGUGUAUUAUAAUUGUGACUACCGUUUUUAUAAUUCUAAUUACUAAUAAAAGUUCAUGUACAA
Molecule: messenger RNA, 803 nt
Organism: Zootermopsis nevadensis
Lineage: Eukaryota; Metazoa; Arthropoda; Insecta; Blattodea; Termopsidae
Source: RefSeq, a predicted model, not a curated record